This is a messenger RNA of Didymodactylos carnosus, 765 nucleotides long. Lineage: Eukaryota; Metazoa; Rotifera; Eurotatoria; Philodinida; Philodinidae. The record is from the annotation of a GenBank genome assembly.
AUGAGACCUGGCUUUAUACAACCACUUACACCAACCACUAAGCAACAAAUUUCACCAACUUUUAAUGCACCACUAUCGCCCACAACGACAAUGGAAACAGGUGGCACGAGUAAAGUAUUAUUUUAUCCACCCAAAACAAAUCGCUUUCAGUUCGAUUCGCCAAAAUGUGCAUUAUGCAGACAAAAUGUUUAUGCAGCCGAGGAGAUGAGUGCAGCUGGAAAAAAAUAUCACAAAUUAUGUUGUAAAUGCACACAUUGUGGCAAAUUACUUGACUCACAUAAUUUAACUGAACAUAAUGAACUGCUUUAUUGUAAAUCUUGUUACAGCAAAUCAUUUGGUCCGAAAGGAUACGGGCACGGAGUUGGUGCGGGCAUUUCAAGUAUGGAUGGUGUAAAAGCACACUCCAUCACACCACCAAUAACACCACAAUCAAACUCGCCUUCAUCGUCCCCUUUGACAACACGAUAUAAAGAUAAUGACUUUCGAGGAACAAAUUCAUUGGAUAAUAUUGAACCUCAAUCGCCCAGAAUGAAUCCACAUUCGUUAACUUCGAAUGGCCAUCGUGCAUCAACUUUACAGACUCAAAUUACCAAUUCGUUUUCAUCACUUCAUAAACGGACUGUUUGUCGAAGAUGUAGUAAAACGGUCUAUUUAGCCGAAGAAGUAAAAGCGGCUGGAGGGGUGAAUUGUUAUCAAAAACAUUGGGGACCACGAGGCGUUGGCUUUGGAAUAGGAGCCGGUGUUCUCUCCACAAACGGUGUUUAG